Messenger RNA from Oncorhynchus masou masou (cherry salmon), 8537 nucleotides. RefSeq names its product sphingosine kinase 2-like. Lineage: Eukaryota; Metazoa; Chordata; Actinopteri; Salmoniformes; Salmonidae. Gene Ontology annotation, cellular component: intracellular membrane-bounded organelle; cytoplasm; membrane. The record is from RefSeq and is a predicted model, not a curated record. Gene Ontology annotation, biological process: phosphorylation; positive regulation of apoptotic process; sphingosine biosynthetic process.
CUUUCCUUAUCAGGAUUGGACUUCCUCCCCGCGGCUCAAACUAUCCAGUCCUCCGGUGUUUCAUACACGCUUCCUGGAGGAUAACCACAGGCGUCCUACGGAACAAGCAAGCCGGGGAGGUAGAAUGAGGUAUACUUAUCUAUGCGAAGGAACAUGAACAUGGACCCUUGAACUCAAGAAAUGACAACCCCCCCCCCCCCCCACAAUCUAGUAAAAUCUGAGUUUUUAUCUGUUUUGUUUGGUUUUCCAUCUCUGUCUUUGAUGGAAAACAUCUGAUUAUGUGGCAUUUUUCAUUCAGAUGACACUUAGCAACGCGGUCCAUGUCCAAUUCUAUCUCACUACUGUAAAGCCUGCUUGUCUCUUGAAGAGUGAUAUUUAAAUUCUACCUUGACACCUUUCUCCUGCCUCCACAUAUCUCUCAUUUCUGUGGAAGAUCGGGAUGUUUGACGUCAGCACUUAACACGCAAUAUUCCACUGCAAUCUAGUGCUAAUUAAAUUGCAAUAGCCUCCUUGCAAGACCAAGGUGUGUUCAUUUUUGUCUGAUUCAUAGUUUUAAGAUGUGUUGUAUUUUAUGUUAUUUAAACUCUUGUUUGACAUGUAGCCGUCAUUUCUAAGCUGCACUUUAUUGAUAAAUAUCAAGAUAAUUUCAAACUGUAAUUUAAGCAUAUCUUUGAGUUCUGUAUAUUUUUUUAAUCUUUAGGGGUAUAUAUAUUCUGUUUUAAUUUUAAACUGGAAAAGUAUAUCGUUUUUGUUUACAAGCCACAUCUGUCUAUCAUUCCGAAAUGGACAAAUGUGGGAUCUGAUAGCAUUUAAGGACAAGGCAGACAUAAUCUGGAAUUGGCAGAUCUAAGAUCUAUCCUUGUCUUCGGCAUUUGCAUUGUGAGGGCUGGUGUUUUCCAUAGUUUUUAUCUGUUCCUCUGUUGGCACACUAAAGAGAAGAAUCUCCAUCUGAAGGCCAGUGGGAUCGUACAAUUCUUCUUUGAGUGCAGAUGGAUUUCACACGUCAAACUCGGAGGUGCUUUUGUGGCGUUGCCUUUGCAAUUCAAGCACUGAAGUGGAAGAAUGAUUUUAAGGAGGUUUCAGGGAUAAAUAACUUGUGUUUUAGUUUUUAAGACAGACUGACAGGUCUAUAGUUAUAUUUUGGUCAUGCCAGCCGAUCCUAAGGAGAGGUGCUUCCUAUUUGAUUCUCCUUUAAGGUGGCCAUCAGUCGCCACAAUUAACUGACAUGUGUAUCACUACCUGAAUUUAAACAGACUUAUUCCAUCCAGCAAACUUCCAACUGCAUGAAACACUCAGACACCGUCCACCUGUCAGGAAACAGACCUUACCUACCCUAAACCUGAGGGUUGGAAGUCCGCUCCCCGUCAAGCCCCCCACACUAAGGAUGCGUUCCCCAGAGCCCCCCAUCCCAUCCCCAGCUGAGGCCCUACUCCACUGCCAGUUUGGGGGCUGGGCAACGGGCAGCAGCUGCAACAACAGCUGCCCCAACAGCCCUGGAGGUCCUGGGGGUCUGUCAUCCCCUUCUCCCUCCCCCAGCCCCUCUUCUGCCUCCAGCUAUGCCUUGACCCUCACCCCCUCCCACAUCCACGUCCAGCGUCUGGCACCCCGCACUGGUAAAGAGGCACGUCUAAUACUACCCCUGUCAGAGCUGGCAGGGUGCAGCUGUCCCCGCGCCCCUGCUCCCCCCUUGCUGGUUCUAUACUGGUAUCCCCCGGGGAGGCGGAGGAAGGGGGUGUCCAGGAGGAGGCAGGUGAGGGUGUACCUGGCUGAGGCCAGGGUGGAGGCUGAGAGGUGGUCCACUGCUAUACAAUGUCUGCUCAGGGGAGUCGCCAUCACUGCUGACACAGCAAUUGUCAAACGUCUACUGCCCCGUCCCCGAAGGCUGCUGCUAUUGGUGAACCCCUUCAGUGGGAGAGGCCAGGCUAUGCAGUGGUGCCAGACACACAUCCUGCCAAUGAUCAGAGAGGCUAACAUCAGCUACAACCUGAUACAGACAGAGCGACAGAACCAUGCCAGAGAGUUGAUCAAAGAGAUCUCCCUGCCUCAGUGGGACGGCAUCAUCAUCGUCUCUGGAGAUGGCCUGCUGCACGAGGUGAUCAAUGGUUUGAUGGAGCGUCCAGACUGGGAACUAGCAAUAAAGACACCUGUAGGUAUCCUUCCCUGUGGCUCUGGAAAUGCCCUGGCUGGCUCCAUCAACCACCAUGCAGGUUAUGACAUGUGCCUCCGGGAGCCUCUCCUCCUCAACUGCUGUUUUCAGCUCUGCCGUGGCGGAGUCAAGCCCAUGGAUUUGGUCUCUGUGACAACCAGCCCCGCCCCUUCUCAAAGUGGCCGCCCGGGUCUUCCCAGAAGGGUGUUCUCCUUCCUGUCUGUGGCCUGGGGCUUUGUGUCUGACGUGGACAUCGAGAGUGAGAGGUACCGGGGUCUGGGGUCGGCACGGUUCACCCUGGGCACUCUGGUCCGCCUGGCCUCCCUGCGCUCCUAUAAGGGCCGUCUGUCCUACCUGCCCCCCAUAGUCGCCACAUCCCCAGACACCAUCCCUCCGCCCCUGCGCAGACCCCUGUCCCGCAGCAUCACUGAGGGCCUGGAGGGCUUCUGCCACACCCCCAUCCAACGCACCAGCUCUGACAUGGGCCUCAGCGAACAGAGGAGUCUGAGGAGGGUAGACACGGAGAGGGAGAGAGAGAUGGAGAGGCAGAGAGAGAGGGAGAGGAGGAGGGAGAGGGCCAGGGGAGGGGGAACGGGGGUGGUCAGGGCGAGUAGCUUGGCAGAGGAUAGAGAGAGAGAGAUGGAGGGAGAGGUGGGGAGGUCAGGGACAAGUUCGGAGAGAUCUGGGACGAGUUUGGAGUCGAACGAAAGGGAAGAUUGCAGGAUGGGAAAGGAGGAUGGGAUGACGGGGAACACAGAAGAAAGGCCAGAUGAGGAAAGAGAAGACGGAACGAUGGAGCAGGACUCAGGGGUGAUAGAGGAUAUAGAGGAGAGAGUGAGGAAUGGGGAAGGCAGCAGCGGCUCAAUGGAUGGAGUGAUGGAAGCGAAGGAGGUUGGAGAGGGGUACGGGGUGGACAUGGGGCGAGAGGCCAACGAGGACCCAGAGGGGUGUUACUCGUACCCUGACAACCUCCAGCAGACCCGACUGGCUCUAAGGAAGAACUCUGCCCCUUCCAGCCAGAUAGCUAACGCCUUCUUUAGCCAGCCCCUCAGCCAGGAGGCUGACCCCGUGUCUGGAGCCUCGUACAGGGCAGAAGAGAUGGAUCUGAACGGAACAUACUUCCAGAAAGAAGCUUACCCACUGGACAUCGCCCGGGAGAGAGCCCUCACCAUAUCCUCUCCCUUCAGACACUCUCCUUUCUCCAUCAAGCCCAAAUCUCUGGAUCAGAACGCAUCCCGCCCCAGACCCCUAUCCCUCCUCCACCACCCCCACUCCAACUCCCUACCCCCUAAACUCCCCUCCCUGUCCCUCUCCCUCUCUCCCACGCCCCCUUCCUCCCCGUCCUGCGCCUCCCCUCACUCCUCUUCCUACCUCGUUCCGCGCCCCAACACACCCAACUCCACCUCCCCUUCUCCGUCUCUCCAGUCCCCCUCCCCCUCCUUUACCUUUGACAUUGCAGAGCCUGCCGGACCCUUCAAGAACCGCCCCGUCUCACUCCCUUUCAACCCCCCCAGGGAUGACCUCCUGCCCCCCUUGGACCAGGCCCUGCCGACCCGGGACUGGGUGACAAUAGAGGGGGACUUUGUGCUUGUGCUGGCCAUCUACCAGUCCCAUCUCGGGGCAGACCUCCACGCCGCCCCCCAAGCCAGGUUUGACGAUGGGCUGAUCCACCUGACAUUUGUGCGGGCAGGGAUCUCCAGAGCCACCCUGCUCCGUCUGUUCCUGGCCAUGGAGAGGGGGGCACACCUGUCUCUCAGCUCCCCCUAUGUGAGCCACGUCCCAGCCAGGGCCUUCAGGCUGCAGCCCCUCUCCCCACGAGGAACACUCACUGUGGAUGGGGAACUGGUGCCAUACGGCCCGCUGCAGGCACAGGUCCAUCCCUCCAUGUCGCGGCUCAUUGUCGGCGACCCUGGAGUGAAGAUUACCCGAUUCUGACAAGGGAUUGGCUGACCAGAUCAGCUGAUACGGCGCUCUCUCCAACUAUAUCAUCUCUGUUGCCAUCUACAUUCACAGAGAAAGGGGAGAAAAAAGGCCUCAGAGACUGAAAAUAGACCGACUCAUUUCUGGGGUUUAAUGGAAGGGAUCACCUGCUGAGCAGAGCGGCGGUGCAGGACACAAGCCGAGGGAUUAAUAGAGACUUUUAAAAACGGAUGAAAAAGAGCUUUGUUGCACAGCUGUUGGAUUACACUCCGUUUAUCCUGAGAAGCCUGUACCUGCAUAGCUAUGGGAACAAAAUAGGGGAGGGGAAAACAAGUUGAAUGUGUAUGGGGGAGUGUGUAUUCGGUGCAUGUGUGUGGUGUAUACAUUCUAGUAUGCACAAAUGGCAUGCAGAGAUGCACAUUUCCUGACCUUGCCUUACAGAGUUCAGAUUUCUUUGUUCUCUAUCAAAACUGUCCUAGAUCAGUUCUAGAACUUCUUCAGAGGGAGCCACACCCUCAUGCAAAUGUAGAUCCCCUUCCGUAUUGGAACAGCUGUCCUUCCCUGUAAUGCCUUAAAGUACAACUCCUGUGACUUUGCCCUUUCAGUCUUAUAUAAGAAGCCUAAACCUGCGACAAUGCAAAUCUCCAUUCACCAGAGGCUGGUGGGAGGAGCUAUAGGAGGACAGGCUCAUUGUAAAGACUGAAAUGGAAUUAAUGGAACGGUAUCAAAACCAUACAAAACCCCAUGUUUGACUCUGUUCUAUUUAUUCCAUUCCAGCCAUGACAAUGAGCCUGUCCUCAUAUAGCUCCUCCCACCAGCCUCCUCUGUCAUCCAGGUAUAUCAGAAGGGACCGUCCACUACAGGAAAAACAAAGCAAAGCUGAUGAGCAUACUGUGGUGUUAAGUUUGUAUUGGUGUGUAUGUAAUAUCUGUGCACAAAGGAAGUUAAUUAGCAAUCCCAUGGAGAUGAAAAACUCCUAGAAUAAACCAGUAAAGUUAGAUAAACACUGAAAUAAAUAUAAAUCUCAUUGAGUCAUUUUACACGGGUAUUCCACAAUAGGAUAGAUGGGACUGUUGAACAGUAGCCAUCAUGGUGUAUAGUGCAUUUGCCUGUUUUUCUUAGAAAAAAAGGUGCAUGAUGAUGAUGCUAGAUUAUGAAGUUGCAACACAGGGAGCAUGAGACUGUUGCUUGAUCAAGUUUCAUGUAUGUUGUCAUGGAAUCCUCUGAAAGUCUCACAAAGACCCAGAAUGCUGGUUGUUUAUCAGCAAAUAGUCACUAGUUCCACAUGUGUAAACUGCCUUUUUACAUACCUCUGUUGUAGUCGAUUUGAAUUGAUAUAAUUGUGAGUAGAUUCUGAAGUGUUAUGCAGCUGCAGAAAAUCAACACUCGAUUGUAUUCUAUCUCUUAGAUAAAGAUUGCUGUUGAAAGGAACAAGAUGUACUUGCCACAUGACAAGCAGAUCGUUUCCAUAGGAGACAGUUAUCAUCUUAAACAGACAACAGAAACUCAGUAAAUGAUGGAUUACCAUUUUGAGGAUUUAGCUAGUCACAGACUGUGCCUCCCAACUCAAAUCAUAGCUUACAUUUCAGAAAUGGAUUUCUCAAUGGAAUGUAGCCUAUACAGUUGAAGUCGGAAGUUUACAUACACUUAGGUUGGAGCCAUUAAAACUAGUUUUUCAAUCACUCCACACAUUUCUUGUUAACAAACUAUAGUUUUGGCAAGUCGGUUAGAACAUCUACUUUGUGCAUGACACAAGUAAUUUUUCCAACAAUUGUUUACAGACAGAUUAUAUCACUUAUAAUUCACUGUAUCACAAUUCCAGUGGGUCAGAAGUUUACAUACACUAAGUUGACUGUGCCUUUAAACAGCUUGGAAAAUUCCAGAAAAUGAUGUAAUGACUUUCAAAGCUUCUGAUAGGCUAAUUGACGUCAAUUGGAGGUGUACCUGUGGAUGUAUUUCAAGGCCUACCUUCAAACUCAGUGCCUCUUUGCUUGACAGCAUGGGAAAAUCAAAAUAAAUCAGCCAAGACCUCAGAAAAAAAUUGUAGACCUCCACAAGUCUGGUUCAUCAUUGGGAGCAAUUUCCAAAUGCCUGAAGGUACCACGUUCAUCUGUACAAACAAUAGUAUGCAAGUAUAAACACCAUGGGACCACGCAGCCAUCAUACCACUCAGGAAGGUGCGAAAAGUGCAAAUCAAUCCCAGAACAGCAGCAAAGGACCUUGUGUAGAUGCUGGAGGAAACUGGUACAAAAGUAUCUAUAUCCACAGUAAAACAAGUCCUAUAUCGACAUAACCUGAAAGGCUGCUCAGAAAGGAAUAAGCCACUGCUCCAAAACCGCCAUAAAAAAGCCAGACUACAGUUUGCAACUGCACAUGGGGACAAAGAUUGUACUUUUUGGAGAAAUGUCCUCUGGUCUGAUGAAACAAAAAUCGAACUGUUUGGCCAUAAUGACCAUCGUUAUGUUUGGAGGAAAAGGGGGAGGCUUGCAAGCCGAAGAACACCAUCCCAACCUUGAAGCAUGGGGUGGCAGCAUCAUGUUGUGGGGGUGCUUUGCUGCAGGAGGGACUGGUAAACUUCACAAAAUAGAUGGCAUCAUGCUUCACCUGCUGUUUUCAACUCUCUAAAGACAGCAGGAGCGGUAGAGAUACGCUCAAAGAUUGGCUAUGAAAAGCCAACUGACAUUUACUCCUGAGGUGCUGACUUGUUGCACCCUCGACAACUACUGUGGCUAUUAUUAUUUGACCAUGCUGGUCAAUUAUGAACAUUUGAACUUCUUGGCCAUGUUCUGUUAUAAUCUCCACCCGGCACAGCCAGAAGAAGACUGACCACCCCUCAUAGACUGGUUCCUCUCUAGUUUUCUUCCUAGGUUUUGGCCUUUCUAGGGAGUUUUUCCAAGCCACCGUGCUUCUACACCUGCAUUUGCUUGCUGUUUGGGGUUUUAGGCUGGGUUUCUGUACAGCACUUUGAUAUAUCAGCUGAUGUAAGAAGGUCUAUAUAAAUCAAUUUGAUUUGAUCAUGAGGAUGGAAAAUUGUGGAUAUAUUGAAGCAACAUCAAGACUUCAGUCAGGAAGUUAAAGCUUGGUCGCAAAUGGGUCUUCCAAAUGGACAAUGACCCCAAGCAUACAUCCAAAGUUGUAGCAAAAUGUCUUAAGGACAACAAAGUCAAGUUUUGAAGUGGCCAUCACAAAGCCCUGACCUCAAUCCCAUAGAAAAUUUGUGGGCAGAACUGAAGAAGCGUGUGUGAGCAAGGAGGCCUACAAACCUGACUCAGUUACACCAGCUCUUCCCACUUAUUGUGGGAAGCUUGUGGAGGACUACCCAAAACGUUUGACCCAAGUUAAACAAUUUAAAGGCAAUGCUACCAAAUACUAAUUGAGUGUAUGUAAACUUCUGACCCACUGGGAAUGUGAUGAAAGAAAUAAAAGCUGAAAUAAAUCUUUUUUUCUACUAUUAUUCUGGCAUUUCACAUUCUUAAAAUAAAGUGGUGAUCCUAUCUGACCUAAAACAGGGAAUUUUUACUAGGAUUAUAUGUCAGGAAUUGUGAAAAACUGAGUUUCAAUGUAUAAGGUGUAUGUAAGCUUCCAGCUUCAGCUGUACCUAGUAUGUCUAUGUUGAACGGGUGUUUUAGUUAACCUUAAAAACAUAUGAUUCUUAUGUAAUUGUGACCGGAACAAAUUUAAUAUGUCAGGAAUUUAAUCUCAUGAGCAUGUAUCAAUCAGUUAUGCCAUGUUUGACUGCUCGGGGCUGUUUGGUCCUGUAAUUCAAGGCCUCUGUUCUCUUGCCUGCUAAUGUUAGGCCCUGUUCAAAUACUUUCAGAUGCAGCCCUUCCUCCCUUAAUGUUUUUAUUUAACCUUUACUCCUUCCUCUGCGUAAUCCCUGAUAUCACAAGACUUGAUAGGUGAAGGCUAUGUGAUAUAAUCCUUGCUGAUGCAGUGUCGCUAAUCAGUUAGUUUAUCAGUGAUUACUUUAAGGAAAAUAUUUCAUUUCAAACGGGGCCUUGGUACCUAGACCAAAGCUGUCCAUCCCUGGUCAUGCAAAGUAAAUUCACAGGAUAUACACCAAGCUUCCUUCUAUGGCCUGAGGAUAAAACAUUUCACAAGACUGGAUGGUGGUUCUCGGCUGGUGUCAGUGCAUUAUGACAAGUCAUUACAAAACUAUUCACUCUCAAUUUUAAGAGACUCGCUGUGACAAUUGAAACCUGAUGUACUGCUCAGUGUCCGUGACCAGGGUCCUACAACCGGGAAUUCAGGAAAACUUUCUAUAAAUUCCCUGGUUAACUGAAUUUUGCAACCCGAGCUGUGACCCAUUGCUAAUGUCAGUAAGAUGUAUUAUCUAUAGAUGGAUUGGCCUGUAAUAAACUUGUAAUUAAUACUAAAAUGAAAAUAUAUACAUAUAAUGUACAGUUCAUAGUUAUAUUUUGUUUUUAAAAUGUUUUUUCCUUAAAAUAAUAAAUGUAACUUGUAAACUUGU